Messenger RNA from Bombyx mandarina (wild silkworm), 1521 nucleotides. RefSeq names its product diphthine methyltransferase. Gene Ontology annotation, cellular component: cytoplasm. The record is from RefSeq and is a predicted model, not a curated record. Gene Ontology annotation, molecular function: protein binding; diphthine methylesterase activity. NCBI's taxonomy places the organism in Eukaryota, Metazoa, Arthropoda, Insecta, Lepidoptera, Bombycidae. Gene Ontology annotation, biological process: protein histidyl modification to diphthamide.
AUCGGAAGUUCGGGGACAUGUCAAUGUGGUGAUUUGUGGAGUUGUUUGUUAUUUACAGCGAAAUCGCUUAAUAAUUUAUUUCUUUUAUUACAAGAGAUCAACUUAUUUAAUUACGACCUGUCGGCAUUCCAAAGUAUAGUAACGUGUUCGCUCUGUUUCUAUAUCUACAAGUCGAAUUAACGAGGAAGAACCAGACAACGGAUUAAGAUAGCCAUGGAAGCGAUGGAUAUUCAGGCCGUGGAGUCAAAAUUGAGUGAUGUAACCGUCACAGCCAUUCCAAUGAGCGGUAAAAAUGUACACAAGGAGCUGGGUCAUGGUGGUAGCAGUCACGCGACCAUCUCAACAGUUCCGGCUUCCUCGCCAUCCUCUGUUGGAAAAGACAAGGACAACGGCACUUCCAAUAUGAACGUGACGUGGAGAAAUAUUUGCAAGUGGAACACUGAAUACAGUGCAGAUUCGGUUGAAUGGUGUCCCGUGGAACCUCACAAGAACGUGCUCGUAUGCGGAACUUAUGAGCUAGCGGAAAGCGACGAAGAUCAAUUGGCGCAGAAACAAACAAGACUCGGAAAAAUAUUUCUAUUCGUAAUCAAUCAGGACGCGACAGAAAUAAAACCAAUACAAACUGUAAAUACCUCUGGGAUUUUGGACUUGAAGUGGUGCAAUCACAAAUUGGAGGGCCACGCUGUCUUAGCAGCGGUGACGUCGAUCGGUGAAUUACGAAUCUACCGUCUUUUCAAUGACGAAACUUUGAAUUUAAAAUUAUGGAGCGAACACGUUAUUGGUCAAGACAUAUUAGCGUUGUCACUUGAUUGGUCGACGAAUAAAACGGACAGUGAUGUACAUAAUUUAGUAGUCAGCGAUUCGUCGGGAUGCGUCACGAUUCUGACCGUUAAUGGAAAUGGAAUAGAGAAGAGAUUGUCGUGGAGAGCGCAUGGCUUCGAAGCUUGGAUCGGCGCUUUCAAUUAUUGGGACACGAACCUGCUUUAUUCAGGAGGCGACGACUGCCUGUUGAAAUGCUUCGAUGUUCGCGUACAAGACGGACCCGUGGCUGUAAACAAAUCACACGAGGCCGGUGUUACCUCAAUCAGGAGUAACGUUGACGUGGAGCAUCAGUUGCUCACUGGAAGUUACGAUGAAAAAGUCCGGCUCUGGGACGCCAGAAAAAUGAAAUCGUGCAUCAGCGAAACUUGCGUCAACGGCGGUGUGUGGCGUUUGAAGUGGCACCCUAACACACCGAACGUCGUUCUAGCGGCUUGCAUGUACGGCGGAUUCCGUAUAUUACACAUCGAUGACGGUGUAAAUGUCGUCAGUGAGUACUUGGAGCACUGCAGCAUCGCUUACGGCGCGGACUGGUGCCACGGACGGGAUCUGGUGGCCACAUGCUCCUUCUACGAUCGCAGUCUACAUUUGAGUGAAAUUCAAUUAAAUCUAGACUCUAAGUGUAGGAGUAAACUAGUAAUCAAAUAAACGAUUCUUUGCUACGCGGCGGUUGAAUUAAAAUUAAAUUAAAUUGUUCUGGAA